This is a messenger RNA of Salvelinus fontinalis (brook trout), 1399 nucleotides long. RefSeq names its product chromosome 15 C8orf74 homolog (gene c15h8orf74). The coding region runs from base 115 to 981 and encodes 288 amino acids. The record is from RefSeq and is a predicted model, not a curated record. NCBI's taxonomy places the organism in Eukaryota, Metazoa, Chordata, Actinopteri, Salmoniformes, Salmonidae. The transcript has 6 exons.
UCAGAAUACUGAAAUGGGAGGAAAUUCCAGUCAGACGACGUCAUCAGCCAAUGUCAAAACCUGCGCCGUGGUUCCCAUAGCAACCAAAACGCCCCCCCUCCUGACAACGCUGCAAUGGCCUCCCUGACAGACGCAGAGAUGGCGGAGAUUGCCAAACUUCAGAGAGAGGAAGGUGUGCAGCGGCUAAGCGGUCACUUCUCGUGGCCUGAGUUCUCUGGGGACGCUGUAUGGCAGAGCGCCUUUCAACAUUUUGUUUACGAGUGUGCCAUGUUCGCCGCCGACCGUGGCCUGGCCUGGAGUGCUGUGAGAGCAGUGGCCGGGAUGACUAGAGACCUGUUCCCUCAGCUAGCUGAUUUGGACCCGCCCAGAGUGCUAGCCCUAAUUUCAGAUUGGCUGAAAGAGUGUUUGCCCCGCCUACCUCCUGCCCACCACAAAGCAGUCUUCCACUUCCUGUCUGACACUUGUGUCACUAGUCAACGACUGCUACAAGCUGUGGUGGGCGGGACCAGUCACCGGUCAAUCAAUCAGAAACACCUGGAGGUUCAUGUGCCCCCAACACCUCUCCCCCUGGCACAGGGUGGUGAUGAGUGUUCUGUCUCUCAGGGUGAUGAUGAGUGUGCGUGGGAGCGCCAGCGUAUGUGUGCCCUGCUACAGGUUGCCAAGCAACAGAAGAGGGAGGAACUCCGGAGGCUCAGAGAGGAGGAAGGGCCACAGGGGUCAGAGGUCAGAAUGGACACAUUAAAUGACAGCAGACUCAACAAAGAGGAGGUGGCAGACCUAGUGCGGUCUACUGUGAGGGCCAGAGGGGAGCUGCUGAUGGGGAGACUGCUGAAGGAGAGCAGCCUGGUGCAUGACCUACUGGAGCUCAGCCUGCAACACACAGCCCUUACCACCGGGGAGAACGCUAUACACCCUGACCACACACACACACACACACACACACACACACACACACACCCUGACCUCACACACACACCCUGACCUCUCACACACACCCUGACCACACACACACACACACACACACACACACACACACACCCUGACCUCACACACACACCCUGACCUCUCACACACACCUUGACCACACACACACACACACACCCUGACCACAUACGCACACACACACACACACACACACACACACACACACACACACACACACACACACACACACACACACACACCCUGACCUCACACACUCCAAUGAUCCCACCUGGGCCAUACACACAGCUAAACCCAAGAGGUGGUGAGAGGAGCAAGAGGCCAUGCUGACACAAAAAUCAGUAAUAAAGUCCACUGAACAAGAAUAUAAACACAACAUGCAACCAUUUCUAAGAUUUUACUGAGUUACAGUUCAUAUAAGAAAAUCAGUCAAUUGAAAUAAAUUCAUUAGAUUAUU